Ilex paraguariensis (yerba mate) is the source of this 699-nucleotide messenger RNA. The record is from the annotation of a GenBank genome assembly. NCBI's taxonomy places the organism in Eukaryota, Viridiplantae, Streptophyta, Magnoliopsida, Aquifoliales, Aquifoliaceae.
AUGCAAAUGGUUGAUCCACUUUUUCAACGUAUACUUGUUAAAGAAUGUCGGAAUCGGAAUGUUCCAGUUAUCUUUGAUGAGGUUUUCACUGGUUUCUGGCGAUUAGGAGUGGAGUCUGCUGCAGGACUACUUGGCUGUCAACCAGAUAUAGCCUGCUUUGCAAAGCUGAUGACCGGUGGAAUUGUACCUUUGGCUGCCACAUUGGCGACGGAUGCUGUGUUUGAUGCAUUUGUUGGAGAUUCUAAGCUUAAAGCCCUUUUGCAUGGACACUCGUACUCUGCACAUGCUAUGGGAUGUACAGCUGCUGCUAAAUCCAUCAAAUGGUUUAAGGACGUCCAAACAAACUUAAAUCUUGCUUCUGAAGGAGGAUUGCUGAAGGAGUUAUGGGAUUUGGAACUAGUUCAGAAUAUCUCAUUACAUCCAGCAAUCCAAAGAGUUGUUGCGUUGGGAACCCUUUGUGCCGUAGAACUUCGAGCUGAAGGCUGUAAUGCUGGGUAUGCAUCGCUAUACGCAAACUCUCUUGUUCAGAAGCUCCGUGAAGAUGGCAUUUACAUGAGACCCCUGGGCAAUGUCAUUUAUCUCAUGUGCGGGCCUUGCACUUCUCCUCAGAUCUGCCGCAGCCUACUAGAGAAGCUUUAUCAAAGGCUAGAGGAGUUCAGCCAAGCAAACUUGAAAACAAGCCAAUUACACAAGGGUUAA